This is a messenger RNA of Lasiosphaeria miniovina, 1131 nucleotides long. RefSeq lists its product as uncharacterized. Lineage: Eukaryota; Fungi; Ascomycota; Sordariomycetes; Sordariales; Lasiosphaeriaceae. The record is from RefSeq and is a predicted model, not a curated record. The transcript has a single exon. Bases 398 to 1039 code for a protein of 213 amino acids.
CUGUAUUACCCGUGCGAUAGGAGUUUGCCCUUUGUUCUAUCUUCAUAAUUACCAACUCAGCAUCCUGUGGAGCCUGCGCUCCCUUACAGAUAGACGACCCUAACAGUCGAGUGGUUUGUAAUAGAUAGACUUAUUUAGGAUAGACUUUAUAAAUCCGACUAACCCCCCGGCGGUAGAUAGAUCGAUAUAUAUUCUAGCGGAAGUCGACUACUUUUCUAGAUUGGUAUUUGGAUAGCUAUUGCCGGCGGCGUCCGCAUAUACGGUGGGAGUGACCUUCAUACGAGUAUAGGCACUCAUUAUCGGCUGGCCGCGACAGACAUAGACCGAUAACGGAUCCCAUUUCAAAAACCAGGUCCUAGACAGAUUGCCGGAAUGGCAUACGGCUGUGGGGUCGCGGAUGGUGAACAUCAAUACCAGACACCAGGAUUCCAUCCGAGUUGCUACAGCCAAAGCUUUCCUCGGAUUCGACUCCGUGUACGAGAGAACCCUGGCAGACGACAUCCAGGAACUUAUUAACAAGGAUGAGACCAUUCACAUAGACGUAGACUAUGCCGGACUGGGAGACCACGUCCUGGCAUGCUCCCAAGCUAGAGAAGAGACACGGGAUCGGGCGGCCGAAGUUCAUAUCAGCCGGGCAGAGAGGAAUCAGUACCAAGACGUAUGUCCCAACGUGUUUCGAGUCGGAGAUUGGGUCAGAGACAAACUGGGCAAGGAAAAGUCCAAGUUUACGCCGAACUGGUCUGGACCGUGGAGAGUCGUGGAAAAGGUGAUGCCGAGAACAUGUAUCGUGGAGCACACUCGGAAACCGGGGCCUCGGAGGAAGCUACAUGUAGACGAUAUGAAACUACAUGGCAAACCGCCAUUAUGGGGGAUCGAGCCUGGAGACAUGGUGGUCAAGUCACGACGUUCUGAUGAGAGAUGGCUGGCUCAGCUGGAGAGCCAGAAGGCCGACAGCAUCUCGGGGGACAAAAGGGUGGAUUUGGCGUCUCUGGCAACUAUGAAGGGUGGCCCUUUCUCUUUGCCCCAGCCUUCGUACUAGAUGUGAACAUUCCCCCCUUAGUCAUCCUCCUCGCUUUCAUCCUCUAGCUCAAACUCAUAGUCAAAGCCGUCAUGUUCCUGUGCCCGGCGGAC